This is a messenger RNA of Copidosoma floridanum, 873 nucleotides long. Its product is annotated as programmed cell death protein 6. The record is from RefSeq and is a predicted model, not a curated record. Lineage: Eukaryota; Metazoa; Arthropoda; Insecta; Hymenoptera; Encyrtidae.
UUAGCAGCAACACGCUUCAUACGUCCUUGCCGUUGUGUCGUUCGUGCUAAUAUAGUAUACAUCAGUAGUCAAAAUGGCUUUUCCGGGACAUCCUUACGGCGCACCAGGAGGUGCACCAGUAGGUUAUUCAGCAGGUUUUCCAGGAGCUGCACCAGCAGGAUUUCCAGGAGGUGCACCAGUAGGUUAUUCAGCAGGUUUUCCAGGAGCUGCACCAGCAGGAUUUCCAGGAGGUGCACCAGUAGGUUAUUCAGGAGGUUUUCCAGGAGCUGCACCAGCAGGAUUUCCAGGAAGCUGUCCUCAAAUACACCCACAAGUUCAAAGCUGGUUUGCUAACGCGGACAUUGAUGGUAGUGGAAGAAUAUCAGCCUUUGAAUUGCACGGUUUCCUUAACCAUAUACGAAGUGGAAUGUUUUCUAUUGAAACAGCCCGUGCUUUAAUAGCAAAAUUUGGCCACGAAAACAAGAUAUCAGUUAACAUCUACGAAUCUCAAGCUCUUUUUGAUUAUAUCAAUGCUCGAUUGUUAAUCUUUAACGUGUAUGAUCAUUCUCAAUCAGGAUGCAUGAAUGGGGCAGAUUUAGGUGCAGCUUUUGCCCAAAUGGGUUAUACAUUGAGCUCAGAAUUUUUCGAAUUGGUCAUCUCAAGGGGCUAUGGUGACGACCAAGCAAUGGUCUCCAUCGACAACUUUAUCAUGUUAUUCUUGCAAAUAGAAAAAUUAACAGAUGAGUUUAAUAUGAGACAACCAAACAGCGCUGGACACAUCACCCUUGAUUAUGAAGACUUUCUAACAGUGAUCCUCAAAAGUGAUUUUUAAAACUAACUGAUUCGAAUGACUUUUUUUAAAUAUUAUUCAUAAACACUUUUUAUUAUAACUUU